Molecule: messenger RNA, 2328 nt
Organism: Danio aesculapii
Lineage: Eukaryota; Metazoa; Chordata; Actinopteri; Cypriniformes; Danionidae
Gene: thoc5
Product: THO complex 5
Exons: 20
Coding region: 121-2175 (684 amino acids)
Biological process (GO): positive regulation of DNA-templated transcription, elongation; mRNA export from nucleus
Cellular component (GO): THO complex part of transcription export complex
Molecular function (GO): mRNA binding
Source: RefSeq, a predicted model, not a curated record
UGCUGUCUGUUGUUUCCUCCACGCAGCAGCCUGCUCGCUUCUGCUGCAUGAAUGACAACGGCUAAUGAUUAAAUUCGCGUCUCUAAAUAACACAGUAGGACAAAUACAGUCAAUAAAGCCAUGUCCUCAGACGCUGUGAAGAAGCGAAAGCCGAAGGUCAUCCGUAGUGAAGCAGGGACUCCGGAGACCAAACGUGGCCGAGCAGAAAGCGAACAGGAUGUGCGUGUGUAUAAUGAAGAAGUGGAGCUGGAGGACAGAGACCCGCAGCAGGACUACACGCUCUAUAAGGAAACGUGCGCCGCUCUGGCCAAACUCAUGGCAGAAAUCCAGGAGCUGAAGACCAGCGGCGCCAAAGAUGGAAGUGCUGAGAUCGAGUUGAGACGCAAACAGAGCAGCAUUCACUUCAUUACCCUGAAGAAACUCAAUCGCCUGGCGCAUAUGAGGCUGAAGAAAGGCCGAGACCAGACACACGAGGCGAAGCAGCGGGUGGAUGUUCUCCACCUGCAGCUGCAGAAUCUGCUGUAUGAGGUUAUGCACCUGCAGAAGGAGAUCGGCAAGUGUCUUGAGUUCAAGUCCCAGCAUGAGGAGAUUGAGCUGGUCAGUGAGGACGAGUUCUUCCAGGAUGCUCCGGCCGAGAUCUCACGGCCUCAGGUCACGCGGGAGGAUCAGCAUCAGCUCACGCUCGCUCGGCUGGACUGGGAACUGGAGCAGAGGAAGAGGUUGGCGGAGCAGUAUAAGACAUCUCUGUCCAGCAAAGAGAAGAUCCAGAAAGCCAUUGAGCAGAAGCGAGAAUAUCUGAGCAGCUUACAGCCCGGACUGCAGAACAUCAUGCAGGCGUCUCUCCCAGUGCAAGAGUAUUUGUCGAUGCCGUUCGAGCACAUGCAGAAGCAGGCAGAAGUGGCCCGUCACCUGCCGCCCCCUCUGUAUGUGCUGUUCGUCCAGGCUGGUGCUUACGGACAGGCCUGCGAUAAAAAUCUGACUGUGAGCAUCCGUGGAGACGUGGAUGAAGCUAAAGCUCUUUCCAGACCACCCGAAGACUCGCAAGAUGAUGAAAGUGAUUCAGAUGCUGAAGAGGAGCAGCAGAACACGAAGCGCCGGCGGGCGACAGUAGGAGUUCAGCUGGAUGACAAGAGAAAGGAGAUGCUUAGACGCCACCCACUCUCCCUCUGCAUCGACCUCAAGUGUAAAGACAGCAGCGUCCUGCAUCUGUAUUUCUAUUAUCUCAUGAAUCUCAACAUUCUGACUGUGAAGACUAAAGUUUCUACAUCUGUGGAUCUGUCUGGAGCAAUCAGCGCAGGGGAGCUGUUGAACUCGGAGAGUUUGCUGAACUGUCUUUAUGCAUCCGAUCACGGCAAAGAGACGCCAAACCCUGCAAACCGCUACCAGUUUGAUAAAGUCGGAAUCACCACAUUUGCUGAUUACGUGUCAGAUCUCGGGCAUCCAUAUGUUUGGGUGCAGAAACUCAGCGGUCUGCAGUUCUCAUCUGAUUCUGCGCAGUCGGAGCUGUUGGGCAGUGCUCUGAGUGCCAGUCAUAUGGAGAAGAGCAUGAAACUGCUGCGAGGAAGAUUACAGUCUCGUCUCGCCCUGCACAAACAGUUUAGCUCACUGGAGCACAGUAUCGUGCCGGUCUCCAGCGAGUGCCAGCAUCUGUUUCCUGCUAAAGUGGUUUCAGGUCUCACACGCUGGACCAUGAUGAGCCACCAGGAGUUCACUGAGCUGAGUUUCGUGCAGCAUGUGUUGAAGGCCGGUCUGGUGUCCGAGACAGAUCUGUUCUUCAAGGCUGUAGUGGAGAGAGGAACAGCACGUCUGCUGGCCGCAGUGGUGGUGAACCCGCGUUACCCAGAAGUCACUCCGCUCUUCUCUCUGUCUCUGCUGUGGAAAGGCGAACGCAGCGGCCGCACCGAUGAUAACCUGCGGGCCAUGGAGAGUGAAGUGAACGUGUUUCGCACUGAGCUUCAGGGGCCACGUCCGGGUCUCCAGCUGCUGACCAAUCAGAUCCAGCGUCUCUGCAUGUGUCUGGAUGUGUAUCUGGAGACGGAGAGUCAAGUGUCUGAUGGGUCAGAGGGACCUAAAGAGUUUCCCAGAGAGAAGAUGUGCUUGCGGACUGCUAGGGGUCCGAGUCGCCUGAAACCCUUCAAGUACAAUCAUCCUCAGGGCUUCUUCAGUCAUCGCUGAAUCCAGAUCUGAAUAUCAGGACAAGGAAAGCUGCAUUAGUGUUAUUAGGAGAGGUUUUAACCCCUCUCUCAUUGUACCUUUUAUCUUUAUUUUUUCACCUGUUUCCCAUUUCGCUCAGAUAAUGUGAAUUAGAAAAUAAAACUUUUGACCCUU